AAAGUUUUGCGGUAUCAUAUCUCUUUGUCUUCCUCGUUACAAUUUGCUGGCUAUUAAACUAUACUUUUAAUAUUAGUCUAGCUUAUUUAUCUUCAUAUCUUUUACUUGACUAAGAGGGAGGAUGAGUGACAACACUAAUAACUUACUAGUUAGUGUCUCUGGGAGCAGCCAUGUCGCCAGUGGAGGUUCUCCCCCAGAUGGACCGCUCGGACAAGAUCAUGACGGGAAGGAAGGAGAGGCGGCCGAGGAGAACAUGGAGACCCAAGACAUGGCCGGGGAGGGACGCGCCAUAGAAGGUGAAAACGUCCCAGAUAAUGUCCGUGUAGUUAUCCGUAGCCUGAUAGAGCACUACGAGUUGUCGAAGGACCAGCUAUCAGCCAUGUAUGAUGAAUUCGCCAAAUCAAAAGACAGGGAGGAAGACAUGAGACUCACUCAAGGAGGAGAGGGCGAGGGCGAUGGUCUUAGCCGAAGGUUACACAUUGCGGAGGAGCCUUCACUGGCUCGUGUCAUGGUGUCCGUGGGUUCCGAAGAUGGAGAGAACCCGAUUGGCCUACAGGCGGGGGCCGGGGAGGGAGAGACAGACCAACAACUUCAUGGUGAAGUGAACAGGCUUCAGAGUGUAGUCCAGUCGGCAAUGGAGACAUAUGUAUCUUCCCCAGUCGUUGCUAACUCCUCCACUCGGUCCUCAUUGUCUCUCUCUGAUGAUCCCUUACCAUCAACUUUUGCCCGUGAACUUUUACAGAGAGAUCAAUCUCUUGUAGCUCAAGCAAUAAGGAAGUACCUACACCAAUACUCCAUACCACAGAGAGAGGUUGUCGAGAAGACGGGCAUUAAUCAGAGUCAUCUCUCCCAGCACUUCACUCGUGGGGUACCAAUAAAACCGGCUAAACGUGUCAAGCUCUAUCACUGGUUUGAACAAGACCAGCUACAGAGAACCGGAAAGCUUCUGACUGCUGAUGGUAGUUUGACUAGUGUUCUUGAGAGUCCUAAAGUUGAGGGAUAUCGUAGGAGACCACGCUGGCGCUGGUCACCUGUAGCUACACAGAUACUUACUGAAGCCUUUAAGAAGAAUCGUUUCCCUACUCGUGAGCAGCGUCUUGAGUUGUCACGAAUAUGCUGUGAAGCUGAGUCAGCAAUGAACAACGGGGAGCCUCUUCAGGUGCAAGGUGCAUCAGGAGAUUCUGAGGGUAUCACAGAGCAAAGGAUCAACACCUGGUUCACUAACAGGAGGAAAGGGCUAGUCAGUCCAUCACCAACCACUGAUUCAUUUAGCUCCUUGUCAGGACUAUCUAUCCUUCAGUCUCCUAACACUCUCACGUCAACUCCAUCGUUUGACGCAUCCGCCUCAGACCUCUCCCUCUCCUCCAGUGCUGCUACUCCAACUCGUACCCAGACUGCCACCGUCUCUCCUCUCACUAUCCCCAUCAAUCUUACCAGCACUCCCUCUGUCUCUCUCGGGGCCGGAGGAAACAGCACUGACACUAUCUCACUCACAACUCCCCUUGCUCUCAGCCCUGCCAACUUACAGGCUUUGCUAAGCCAGCUGCAAGUACAGUCAAAUGUUGCGCCCAUUUUAGCUCAGAGUCUUGGUCAGAUACUAGUUGGGCAGUUGCCUCAGGGACUUUUGGUUCAGUCUCCCAGUGGAGGAGGGGCAGGGAGCAAUGGGUCUGGGCCUGCUACGGUUAGUCUUGAGUCGAUUACUAAGCAGCUUCAAGUAGUUGAUUCUUUAAACACUGGCAAUGAGGCUACUCCAGAAUCUGGAGAUAACGAAGGAGGUGUUGUAUCAGGAGAGACUAAUUCUCUUGCUGUAGAAGAAAUCAUUGCUAACACUGCUGAGCCAUCAGCAAUAAACAGCAGACAAAAUUAAAGAGAUACUCUAAAACACUCUUCAUAGAUACCAUAGUAUCUAUGGGCAAUGUGAAUUAACUAUACAAGGAUUUGUGUGUGUGUGCAUAUCAUAUUUGUUUGGAUACCCUUUUGUACGUGUUUUUGUGUUGUUAAUCAUAAUAGUUUCUCUCCCCUUUUUUUCCUAUCGUUUCAUAUUGUAACUUCA
This is a messenger RNA of Amphimedon queenslandica, 2053 nucleotides long. Its product is annotated as hepatocyte nuclear factor 1-alpha-like. Gene Ontology annotation, biological process: positive regulation of DNA-templated transcription; liver development; regulation of transcription by RNA polymerase II. Gene Ontology annotation, cellular component: nucleus. The transcript is spliced from 9 exons. The coding region runs from base 122 to 1867 and encodes 581 amino acids. The record is from RefSeq and is a predicted model, not a curated record. NCBI's taxonomy places the organism in Eukaryota, Metazoa, Porifera, Demospongiae, Haplosclerida, Niphatidae. Gene Ontology annotation, molecular function: RNA polymerase II cis-regulatory region sequence-specific DNA binding; DNA-binding transcription factor activity, RNA polymerase II-specific.